Messenger RNA from Entrophospora candida, 927 nucleotides. NCBI's taxonomy places the organism in Eukaryota, Fungi, Glomeromycota, Glomeromycetes, Entrophosporales, Entrophosporaceae. The record is from the annotation of a GenBank genome assembly.
AUGGGCGCAAAUAACUCAACAUUAAAGGAUAAAGCUGAUAAAAAGAAAAAAUUCUUAUCUGAUGACGGAGGUGAUUUUAUUUCUAAUACUGAUGAUUAUAUAAAUAUUUUACCAAUUAAUGAAGGUGAAGCUGCAAGGACAGAUGAACUUCAUUUCGUGUUAAAAACGUUAAAUGGUGAAUCAAAUUUUGUUGCUCCGAUUGAUGAAAAAUUGAAAGAUGAAGAUGGAUUUAGGGUGUUAGAUGUCGGAUGUGGUAACGGAUCAUGGACAUUGGAUAUGGCAACAGAAUAUAAAAAAGCAAAAUUUACUGCAUUGGAUAUACUGCCAAUAUUUCCGAAUGAAAUUAGACCAAAAAAUGUAGAUUUUGCGUUGGGAAAUAUUCUCAAAGGAUUAGACUUCGAGUCAGACACAUUCGAUUAUGUGUUUAUGAGAUGUAUGAAGGCGGCCAUAUCAAAUGAUAACUGGCCAAAAGUUAUACGUGAAUUGUUAAGAAUUCUAAAACCAAAUGGUUGGUUGGAAAUAUGUGAAAUUGAUGGUGGCUUUGUUAAUGGAUCUCCUGAAGCUGAUUCGUGUUUCAAUCGAAUGGAAGAAAAGCUCUUGAAAAAAUAUGGAAUAUCAUUAGAUUUGAUCGAGUUGCUUAAAAAGACUUUUACGGAUCAUUUUCAUUCGGUGGUUGAUGUACAAUAUAUACGGAAAGAUCUUCCAUUGUGUGGUCGAUGGGAUGAUCCAGAUAAAAAUAAAAUUGCCGAAGUUUGUCGUAGAAAUAUAUCAUGGGGGGCAAAAAAUAUUGGCCAAGCGGUGGAUUUUCUUGGUCUAAAACCUAAAGAAUACGAAGAAUAUAUCGAAAAAGUCUUUGAUGGUACUAAAAAUUGUUCAUAUUGUACCAUGGCAUAUUAUAGAAUAAUCGUAAGGAAACUUCCUAAAUAG